AUGGAACUCCACGGCUCGAAGGAGAGGAUGGAAGAGCCCCAAGACGUGAUCCUGUCCCUGCGGCAUCAGAUGUCGCCGCAGACGAUGUACUCGGCGCUGGGGCACUCGCCGCCGGGCGUGUCGUGCACCAUCCAUUCGCCGAGCGGUGGGUUCUUUGGAGCGGGUGGAGGAGGAGGAGGAGGAGGGUACAUGGGGGAGGGGCAGGGAGGGCCUGGGCAUCACCCGGGUGCCGCCUUCUCGCCUGCAGCCAUGAGCGUCAACGUUUCCAUGACUCUCGCCUCGCCGUAUCGCGAGAAUCACAUCAACCAUCAGCUGACCCUCGGAGGAAGCGGCGGAGGGCUCUACUGUUCCCCUCUUCACCCCUCUCAACAAGCACAGCUCCAGCCCUACGCAGAAUUCCUGAACGGAGAUUCCUCCUCGUCGUCGGCCGGGGCCGAGGCGUGCGGUUUCGCCGAGGACAAACGCAAAGGGACGGGUGAGGACCGUCUGAGCCCGAGCGACCAGGGAACCGGGAGCAACGUGUGCCGGAUCUGCGGCAAGAGCUACGCCCGGCCCAGCACGCUCAAGACCCACCUGCGGACCCACUCCGGCGAGAGACCCUUCCGGUGCGGGCAAUGCAACAAGAGCUUCUCCCAGGCGGCCAACCUCACGGCCCACGUCCGCACGCACUCGGGCGAGAAACCCUUCCGCUGCGGGAUCUGCGACCGCCGCUUCUCGCAGAGCUCCUCGGUCACCACCCACCUGCGGACCCACUCCGGGGACCGCCCGUACCGAUGCAGGCUCUGCCGGAAGGCCUUCGCCGACUCCUCCACGCUGACCAAGCACCUCCGCAUCCACUCCGGCGAGAAGCCCUACCAGUGUCAUCUGUGUCUGCUCAGGUUCUCGCAGUCCGGGAAUCUCAACCGUCACAUGCGGGUGCAUGCGGCCAACGGCUCUUGAGCCGUCGACCCGUUUCGAACGAUAAGUAUGAAGGGGAGUUCGGUUCCAGUCCUUUUCGGCAUGUGAGGACUGGAGACGUUCGCGGGC
Messenger RNA from Darwinula stevensoni, 1026 nucleotides. The record is from the annotation of a GenBank genome assembly. Lineage: Eukaryota; Metazoa; Arthropoda; Ostracoda; Podocopida; Darwinulidae.